AUGUACACUGAUUCACCCCCAAAGACGGUGCGAAUGGACAGUGCGCAUUCUCCGCCAAAAAAGGAGAAUGGCUACUUUCAAUGUGGUUUCUGUAAACGUCACUAUAACCGAGCUGAUCAUUUGAUACGCCAUGUUCGCUCGCAUACACGAGAAAAGCCAUAUGUCUGCGAUGUUUGCGACAAAGGGUUUGCGCGGCCAGAUUUGUUAAAACGCCAUGCGACAGGCCAUGCCAACGACCGAGACCGUAAACGAAAGCGAAGCUCGUCAGUCGCCAAACAGAGCAGGGUCUCCCAGGCGUGCAAAUCCUGUGCCACUUCAAAAUUAAAAUGCGACGAUGACAAGCCCUGUCGGCGAUGCCGCGAGCGCAACCAGCCCUGUGACUGGCAGGAUGUCUCGCAGGAUUCGUCACCAGAGCCUACACACCAGCGCAACAUCUUCGAUACGCCUGCGCAAAGCAAUGCGCGUAUGGAAUUGACUACUUCGCCUGCGGUGGCAUUCUCACCGAUGCCAACGCCUUUGGAGGAUUUCUCAGCGACCACUAUCUUGAUGACCCCGAGGCCUCUGCCAAACAACGUCCUGUCUCCAGAAAUGCCCCAGGGGGUAGACCAAAUGGCCCUUGAAACUGGAGUAUCACCUAACGACCACGAGAGUGGCAUCUUUAGUGUCGACGGCACAUUCUUCCCAAACUUCAUCCCCGACUCUCUGAUACCUUCUCUUGCCCGAUAUAAUGAUCCUGAUCCAUCGCAAAUGGCACCCGAAUAUGUCCAUUAUGGCGCUUCGGACAACCUUCACUUUGACUUCACCCUUACCGAUGGCGACUUCGGUCUGAUCGACUUCUACAACUCCCGGAGCCUGUUACCUAGCUUUCACAACCAGCAUGACGAAAUUUAUGAUACCGAUAGCGGGAUCGGAAUUGGUGCAGAGGCCUACCACCGCUCAUCACUUUCCGCGUGGAAACCUGCACCUGAGGAUCAUGCAUUUGAUGACCACGAAAACCUGUCUGUCCCGCAAGUGAUUAACAGCCCAGAAACAAACGUUACACCCGAAUGGCCACAUUUAUGUGAGCGGUUGACAUCUAGUAGCCGUGACUUGAUUCUGAGCUUGGUCUUGGAGGUGAGCCGAGAGGCCAACCUGAGUCGCAUCAUGAAGUCGUUUCCAAGCACAGAAUUGCUGGAUGGCUUAAUUCAGCAAUAUUUUGAGCUACAGAGACACACAAUUCAAACGUUUAUCCAUAUGCCAACAUUCCAAACGAAUAGCGAGGAUCCUGGUGUUCUUGCUGGCCUGGCUGCUGCUGGUGCUGUUUUUUCACCCAUUCCGACUAUCAGAAAACUUGGAUAUGCACUGAAUGAGAUUGUGAGACUGCAUCUUCCUGGAAAGUACGAACGAGAUAAUACGUUUACCCGUGAUCUGCGGACCUCACAAACCUAUGCCUUGACUAUUGACAUUGGAAUCUGGAGUGGUAACCGUCGAAAGACUGAAAUUGCAGAGAGCUUUUCACAGCCGCUCAUUACCAUGCUUCGUCGUGCUUUACGAUUUCGUCGCUCAGUCUACACUAAUAUUGUACCCCGUGCGGAGGACAAGGGGCCUGCUCUGGAGGCUAAGUGGCGGGAAUGGGUUGAACAAGAGUCCUACAAAAGGCUUGUUUACUCUCUCUUUAUGCAUGACUCCCAAACAGCAAUGUCUCUUAACGUCAAUCCAAUCAUAUCAUACGCAGAUAUGGAGCUUCCUUUGCCAGCAUCGCGCCAUUUAUGGGAGGCCAAGUCUGCCACCGAGUGGAAAGACCUCUUUGGCAGAGUGACUCCAGAACGGUUGCCAUCUCUGGCCGAUCUUCUCCGCGAUAUGUCACAAAUCACCGUGUUCCAAGAUUGCGUCGACACCCAAUUCGCAGCAUCAGUAUUGAUUCACGGUCUAGCCGCACUGAUCAACGAGUAUCACCGGCUGAAGUUCAUCUCUACCAAUAACUCCAAACACUGGCAUGCGCUCGUGACAAACUCUCGUCAACAAGAGCUUGAUCAAGCUUUGCAGCAUUUCAAAAUGGUCUGCUCUGAACUGCGUGGAGAGUGCCGACCUGAGAUCAUGCUUGUAUGUGAAGUUGUAUCUAUGCUUUUGCACAUGUCUCUGGAAGAGCUUCAACUCUUUGCCGGCAAGGAAGACAAACAAGAAGCUCGGCGGGUCUACCAUUCUGCACUGGAGUGGAUUGCCAGUUCUGAUUCUCGAAGAGCGGUAUGGCAUGCUGGCCAGGUCAUCCGCGCUGCGAGAAGUAUGCCCCCAGGGUCCUUGACAAGAUUCUUGGCCAUUGGAGUGUACUACGCUGGUCUUGCAUUUUGGUCUUAUAGUGUUGUUUCCAAGGCGAACACGGCUCGACUCACGGGAAGCCCCAAUAUCCCGCUAUCAAACGCUGGCCCGACAGUCCUCCUUGAUGGUGAUGACAUACCUGAUGUCUCCAAGUUUGUCACACUAGGCUGUGGCUCCCCUGCCCUACAGGGCCCGGGUGGAGCCGCCUAUUUGGUUGACCCAGGGACUACAAUGGAUGUUGUACAAAGAAUCCUUCGCGUUGAGAAUUCCGAGAGAACUCCCCCAUUGGUUCAGAUGCUGGCUCAGUUGAUGGGGGAUUUGGGGCACUGCGUGCGCGGUGGUUAA
Molecule: messenger RNA, 2640 nt
Organism: Penicillium antarcticum
Lineage: Eukaryota; Fungi; Ascomycota; Eurotiomycetes; Eurotiales; Aspergillaceae
Product: putative C6 and C2H2 transcription factor RegA-like
Exons: 5
Coding region: 1-2640 (879 amino acids)
Biological process (GO): DNA-templated transcription; regulation of DNA-templated transcription
Molecular function (GO): zinc ion binding; DNA binding; DNA-binding transcription factor activity, RNA polymerase II-specific
Source: RefSeq, a predicted model, not a curated record